This is a messenger RNA of Schistocerca piceifrons (Central American locust), 837 nucleotides long. RefSeq names its product brachyurin-like. The record is from RefSeq and is a predicted model, not a curated record. Gene Ontology annotation, biological process: proteolysis. The transcript has 6 exons. Bases 1 to 837 code for a protein of 278 amino acids. NCBI's taxonomy places the organism in Eukaryota, Metazoa, Arthropoda, Insecta, Orthoptera, Acrididae. Gene Ontology annotation, molecular function: serine-type endopeptidase activity.
AUGUGGGAGGUGAGACUUGGACUUACCAGUCUAAGCAUUAUUGAGCCUAGCUGCGUGACCAUCGUCACCAGGUCGGCGACGGUGCAAUCCGAAUACAACCCCAACAACCUCUGCAACGACAUCGCCGUCGUCUUCCUGGGUACCAACGUCCCAAUCAACAAUUACAUCGGACUGGUGAACCUGCCUUCUCGCUCACAGGCGAGCAACAGCUUCGAAGGCCAGACCGCUACGGUCAGCGGCUGGGGCCUCAAUACCGACAAUGGUGUCAUCCCAGACACGCUGCAGUACACGACACUCAACGUCAUGUCUAACACGCAGUGCAGCCAAUACUUCGGCGGUCCCAUCUUAGACUUCACACUCUGCGGCGUCGGUUCCAGCGGACAGAGCACCUGCAACGGCGACAGCGGCGGCGCGCUGGUGGUCGGCUCACAGGGAAGCUACACGCAGAUCGGGAUCGUCAGCUGGGGUUCGGGCAAGGGCUGUGCGAGCGGAGACCCGGCCGGCUUCACCAGGGUCACCUACUUCCUCGACUGGAUCUCAAAUAAAUCACUUCUUUAUGACAUCAAAGAUAAGACUCAUAUGGGAAUAUCUACUGUUGAUGGCAACAAGCUCCAGUGUCACCUGGCUGGGAAACUAGAUCCAUAUGUAAGUGUAAAUGGUGAAUCAGAUAUGGUUACAGCACACAAUGUUCAUUAUGUGAAAAAUGUGGCAACUAACCUGCUGUCUGUAGGGGAAAUUGUCAAGAAAGGAAAUACAGUCACUUUUGACAUGCAGGGUGCAAGAGUAAUCAGUGAAAGUGGUGAAGUUAUAGCUACAGCAAAUAUCAGAGCUCUCUGA